Molecule: messenger RNA, 3039 nt
Organism: Spodoptera litura
Lineage: Eukaryota; Metazoa; Arthropoda; Insecta; Lepidoptera; Noctuidae
Gene: rush
Product: pleckstrin homology and FYVE domain containing family member rush hour
Biological process (GO): endosome organization; endosome to lysosome transport
Cellular component (GO): early endosome
Molecular function (GO): metal ion binding; phosphatidylinositol binding
Source: RefSeq, a predicted model, not a curated record
UAGAAUUAUGCUCUUUGUAGCUGGCAAUAUAUUCUAUGAAUGACACAUUUUUCUCGGUCGUAUCUACGAGAAAAUAAAUUUCAAUAAUGGUGGACCGUUUAGUGAACAGUGAGGCCAAUGCUCGAAGGAUUGCUAUGGUUGAGAGCUGCUUCGGCAGUUCUGGACAGCCUCUGGCAGAACAAGGCAGGGUCCUUGUGGGAGAGGGUGUCCUGACAAAAAUGUGCCGCAAAAAACCGAAAGCCAGACAGUUCUUUUUGUUCAACGACAUACUUGUUUAUGGGAAUAUUGUUAUCAACAAGAAGAAAUAUAACAAACAGCAUGUUAUACCUCUUGAGGAGGUGAAGCUGGAGUCACUGAAGGAUGAUGGACAACUCCGCAACGGCUGGUUAAUUCGCACCGCGUCCAAAUCAUUCGCUGUGUACGCCGCUACAGCCACCGAGAAAGAAGAAUGGAUGGCCCAUAUAGAAAAAUGUAUAGAAGAUUUGCUAAGGAAAAGUGGCAAGCAACCUCCGUCAGAGCAUGCGGCGGUAUGGGUGCCAGAUAAUGAGGCUUCCAUCUGCAUGCACUGCAAGAAGACACAGUUCACUGUCCUCAAUAGGAGGCACCACUGCCGUAAGUGUGGAUCUGUGGUAUGUGGCCCGUGUUCGUCCAAGCGAUACAUUCUCCGCGGACAGAGCGACAAGCCGCUCCGGGUGUGUCUGCAGUGCUACGACGAACUCAACCGGGAGCGCGCCCGCCCCACCCAGCCACAGCCUGCUAAUAUCACGCCCGUAAAAGACACGGCUGGUUCUGGUGGAGAUUCUUCAGCUGAUGAGGAUAGCGAUGAUGAUGACGACCGCGUCACUGCCGAGGAGAAACACGAUGAGGGAUUUACAAGUUAUAACGGUGUCAAAAAUGGAUAUGGAAAUAGAGUCACCACAGUAUAGUACAGAAUGAGAUUGUCCAAAGUUCUAUGGUGACAGUGAUAAGACUGAAGAGACCAACAACCAUUCGUCCAAGGAUUCCGCUAAGUGAAAAUCUUAUUCAAGAGACCACUGUCCGUCAAAUAAUAAUAACAAACAAUAUAUAAUAUAAACACUUCAUCUAUUGGAUCAGAGUCUUAACCCUGCAAUAAUAUAACCUUUAUUUCCUAGGUACUAUGGCUCAAUUUAGACCCUGAUCUAUAAAACUCCCUAUGUCUAAUUUAAAAGACUACUUUGUACAUUCGAUUUCAUAACGUCCUUCCAAUCACUUCGUGAACGGGAUCAAUUAAUUAGACUUGUGAGUAUUGGUAUCUGUGAUCUAUUUAGAAUUUCUUCCGAAAUUUAAUCAGGCAGCCUAAUCAACUGACUUCAUAAAGUAGGUUAGUAUGAAAAAAUAUUAUUGAUGUUAGUAACCCAGUUGCCUUUUGCUACUAGGGAUUAAAAUCGAUUAUUGCAAUUAACUAUUUGAACUACGAUUUCCAUGAAAAUAGUAUUAAUACUGUGUAAAGUAAAUAAUUAAAAUUAAUUUAAAAAUUCGUAAAACGAUCGUGUGACGCGAUUGAAACCCAAUAUUUGUUUGGACGGUCUCCGAUUUUACCACAAUGGCCUUCGAAUUUUUUACCUUAGGAAGAAUUUGCUAGAAAAAAAUCCUGUAUCAUGGAUUACUUUAGAGAAUCGUAAACUUUUAUACAACAUACCUGACUGUGGUCAAUGAUUUUAAGAACGAAUAAAAUUACUAGAUGUUUCGCUGGACUUGAACAGCUUUAAAGUUAAAACCGCUCAAAAGUGAACUGAGGUGGAGUUUUUUGUUUAGUAUAAAAUCAUAUUUAUUAUUUGAUAGUAAGACAUCAUGGUUAUAAGACGUUUUUAACAAUAUUUAGGCUUAGUCAUGUUAUGUCAACAUAUUAAUAUUUACAUACGUUAUGUUAAGGUUAUUUUAUUGUAAACUUUAUUACGGUCUUAUUAUGUUUGCUUAUUGAUUGUCGCUAUUUCUGUAGUGAAGAAAGCAAGUUUGAAUAAGUUUCUAUGAGUUCUUGAAGAGCUCUGGUGCUUGCUUUGUAUGUCUCUUUAGAGAUAUUGUCAAUUUAAAAUUAUUAUAACUUAACCUCUGAUGAGAUGAAUAUAAAAUGGUAACUUAAAUGCAGUAUUUAGAAUCAAAUGCAAUCCUAAUCCAAUAAAACAUUCGAAUUAACUUGAAGAAGGGUCAUUACAAGGCAUAUUGAACCUUAACAUUUGUUUCAGUGUGUUCAGCAAAAUCUCAGGGCCCUGAAUGUAAUCUAAAGUCCUUUUUUAAAUAGCUACGCUUGAUAACAUAGAAUUUAUAGUGAAGUCAUGUAUGAAAAUGUUCCUUCCAUUCUUGAUAACUUGCUUUCUUUUUAUCUACUUACGGCGGCAAAACGUUGUAAGAAUUAUAAAGAUUGGGAUACUUAGCCGCAUCUUGGAAAUGUAUUAAGGUACAAAUAUUUGCAUUUUGUCCAACGUUAGUAUAUUCUCUACAUUUCUUAGCGGUCUACAAUUUUUAUAAGAUACACAGUAAAGGCCUAGAAUUUAUACUAAAAGGGAAAUUGGGGAAUAACAUUUUUUUAUGUAAUUGUUGUUUAUUUAAAUUGUUUAACCUUCGCUUGUUUUUCUAUGCAAGUUUUGUACGUGCCCGUACAGGUAUAAAAGACAAAAUUAUACUCGAAAUCUACAACCGUGUGAUGUUUGCGUCCACUAUGCAAGGAUGUUCUAACAUUCGUUGCAUAACAUCUAAGUCGCAUCACAUUUCAUUAAAAUGUAUACAAUCCAAACUAAUUAUAGAUUUGUAUGUAUAUCAGAGUUCUAGUAUAUAAGAGGUGCAUUAAGUUUGUUUCAGUGCGAAACACGGUUUUUAUGUUUAGGUAUUUAACACGAAGCUUGCAACACCAUCUGUAACGUUAAGCGAUUCGUAAAGAAAUUAUUUAUUAAUUUAACAUAGGCCUAAAUGUUAAACGAUUUACACAAGUUGUGUUAAUUCCCGUAAUACUAGUAAGUGAAAAUUAUGUUAAUAAGAUAUUGUUUAAUUUUCAGUUGACAAAUAUAAUAUUUUUUAAAAUUA